UCUGGGACUGCUGAAUUUUUCCAUCGAUCCUCCAUCCUCCACCCUCCAUCCCACGUUGUCCUCUUCAUAAAUGGUCCAGCUUGGCAGCUUGUCUUGGCCUCUUGUCUUCUGCGCCUCCUCCCGUCUUAUGCUGUGUAGCCAAGAUCUUGGUGUCAAAAUAAGCUUUCACUCAACCUCGUCUCGUCCCAUUCCGUCAAUGCGUCACACGCUAUGGACAACUCCACCUUUGACCCGACCAAUGUCGACCUCGACACGGCCGAUCCAACCCAAAUCAUCUGCUAUUUAUAUGCCGGUGGCAAUGACUACGACGGCCGCCUGGGGGCUCGCAUCUCGGCUCUUUUUGUGAUCCUCAUUGUCUCGACCUACGCCACCUUCUUCCCCGUCUUGGCAACGCGUGUGAAGCGCUUCCACAUCCCGCGCUAUGUCUAUCUGUUUGCCCGCUAUUUCGGCGCCGGUGUCAUUAUUGCCACUGCCUUCAUCCAUCUCCUCGAUCCGGCUUACGACGAGAUCGGCCCCAGCUCAUGUGUCGGCAUGACCGGGGGCUGGGCCGUCUACAGCUGGCCCCCUGCCAUCGCCCUGACUUCCAUUAUGGCCAUCUUCCUCCUCGACUUUUUCGCCGAGUGGUAUGUCGAGGGCAAAUACGGCCAUUCGGCUGUGCAUCCGCACCACGAUGUUGAGCACACGGUUACGGCAGGCGGUACAGCGGCGAGUGACGCUACACAUGACGAUGGCAAUGGCCACGGGAACAACCAGGACCUCGAAUCUGCCCACCAAUCCCGAAGCGUAUCCGAGAAAAAGCUCGACGUCGACGAACUGGAUGUCCUGUCCGGUUCGUCAAUAGAGAUGGAGCGGGCAUUCCACGAGCAAAUCGCGGCCUUCCUCAUCCUCGAAUUCGGUGUCAUAUUCCACUCCGUCAUCAUCGGCUUGAAUCUUGGCGUCGCGGGUGAGGAGUUUGCCCAGCUAUACCCCGUUCUUGUCUUCCACCAAAGCUUCGAGGGCUUGGGUAUCGGCGCCCGGCUGUCUGCCAUCCCCUUCCCGCACCGCCUUCGCUGGAUGCCAUGGGCUCUGUGCACCGCGUACGGGCUGACAACCCCGAUUGCGAUCGCCAUAGGCCUGGGUCUCCGGACUACAUACAACGGUGGCUCCUUCACUGCCAACGUUGUCUCGGGUGUUUUCGACUCCAUCUCGGCUGGUAUUCUGAUCUACACCGGGCUGGUCGAACUGCUGGCGAGGGAUUUUCUGUUCAAUCCCAACAGGACUCGAGACAAGAGACGUGUUCUUUCCAUGCUUUUUUCUCUGUUGUUGGGUACUGGGGUGAUGGCUUUGUUGGGAAAGUGGGCUUGAACGUACCGAGAUGCCACGAAAAGGACUAUGAGCCCUAGCAGAGUAGGAUGCUAGAGGCGAGCAGCUGGAGACCAAGAAGGAAAAGGAUACCCAACCUUAGUUAGAAACAUACAGGACAUUGCGACAGGAUCUAGGAUAAAGUCACGGGCAGUAAUGAUGGAAUUUCUGGUUGCAACCCGACGUUGUCGUAAUUGUAGUCUUAAAGACAGGAAAGAAAGAAAUAAGCAUCAGUUCUCCAGAAG
Molecule: messenger RNA, 1586 nt
Organism: Phialemonium atrogriseum
Lineage: Eukaryota; Fungi; Ascomycota; Sordariomycetes; Cephalothecales; Cephalothecaceae
Product: Zinc/iron permease
Exons: 1
Coding region: 211-1344 (377 amino acids)
Biological process (GO): zinc ion import across plasma membrane
Cellular component (GO): plasma membrane
Molecular function (GO): high-affinity zinc transmembrane transporter activity
Source: RefSeq, a predicted model, not a curated record